Messenger RNA from Physella acuta, 1423 nucleotides. RefSeq lists its product as uncharacterized. The record is from RefSeq and is a predicted model, not a curated record. Lineage: Eukaryota; Metazoa; Mollusca; Gastropoda; Physidae.
CAUACGCCACUACAUAACAGAGCGACUUCACUUUUCUGUGGACUCUUUGUAAUUGUUACGUUAAAAUACUCCGGGUGUUUAGACGUGUGUUAAAGCAUAAAUCUUACAUAGCCCGAUCAAGAUUUCGUUAAUUAAUCAAUAAAAAACAAUGUGGCCAAUCUUGUACUGUGGCCUGUUGGCCCAUGUUGUGAUGGCCCAGACGGCCACCAUCCCCGUCAACGAGAGGCCAUUCUGCUUGCAAGGCCUCAACUCAGCACAAACUGACCUGAAGCUCACGUGCCCCAGCGGUCAGUACAUUCAAAUCCAGAAGGUCACACACGGGGUCACAGCCUUAGGGGUGUGUAAGAACGACAGUGCAGACGACAUCUGCUGUCCAUCCAACACGACAGACCGGGACUUCUGUCUGUACAGCAACAUGGACAGCCUGUCCUGCCGCUGUACGGGACAAAACAGCUGCUCAUUCCCUGACCUUGUGCUGAGAAAGGUCGAAGGUCACUGCGACCUGGCCAGGUACAACGGGAUGUUCUCCUUCAUCAAGGUUGAUUACACGUGCAAUGACGUCAGCGUCGUGUACUGCCCCACCAGCUCGCCCGCGCCCACGACAGACGGGGGGUGGCAGCCCCCCAUCACCACCGAGUACCCCAACUACCUGUCCAUCGGCGCCCAGGCCGGUAUUAUCGUCGCCAUCAUGUGCGGCAUCCUCAUCAUCGCUUUCGCCUUCGUCAUCUACAAGCGAGUUCGCGACGGCCCUCCGGAAGAUUUCCGGAAACUUUUCAGCAAGCCCCCACCCCCAGACGAUGAGGACGUGCUACACAUGACGGGGUACGGCCAUUCCAACUUCGCCACGGCAAUGAACACGUCCAAGCCGAUCCCGUGGAUCCCCGGGGAGGCUCAGGAGGAGAUCUACAAGACGAUCGUCAACGAGAGGAGGAGGUCAUCCACGCCCAUGGUGAUCACAGACGUCCGCAGGAAGUCUUCCACACCCAAGGCCAUCGUUCAUGGACACGAGUAGUGGGGGGUAGUGUUUGGUGGAGGGGGUCAAUCUUCCACACCCAAGGCCAUCGUUCAUGGACACGAGUAGUGGGGGGUAGUGUUUGGUGGAGGGGGUCAAUCUUCCACACCCAAGGCCAUUGUUCAUGGACACGAGUAGUGGGGGGUAGUGUUUGGUGGAGGGGGUCAAUCUUCCACACCCAAGGCCAUCGUUCAUGGACACGAGUAGUGGGGGGUAGUGUUUGGUGGAGGGGGUCAAUCUUCCACACCCAAGGCCAUCGUUCAUGGACACGAGUAGUGGGGGGUAGUGUUUGGUGGAGGGGGUCAAUCUUCCACACCCAAGGCCAUUGUUCAUGGACACGAGUAGUGGGGGUUAGGGUUAGUGUUUGGUGGAGGGGGUCAGUCUUCCACACCCAAGGCCAUCGUUCAUGGA